AUGGAGCUCGAACCGUUACCCAAGGUUACUUUCUUGCCAGCUCAACUUACUGAGCUUGUCAUCAGAAACUGGACUGGUGAUAUAAUCGAUUUCGAGAAAAAUGGAUAAAUUUGCAAGGUUUAUCAUGGACAAGGUACAUGUGAAUUCAGAGAAGGACACACAUUUAAAGGUGAAUUAAGAUACGGUCUCCUUCAUGGAAAGGGAGAGUUCGUGUGGGUUGAUGGAACUAAGUACAAAGGUGAAUUUAGAGACAAUGAAAUCACUGGAAACGGCAGAUAUGAUUGGCCAGAUGCAAGCUUCUACGAGGGGCAAGUUCUUAAUGGUCUGAGACAUGGCAAGGGUACCUACACAAACCCAAAAGAGGGAGUUGUCUAUGAAGGAGAAUGGAAGAAUGGUCUAAGACAUGGAAAUGGUAUCUUGAAGUACAGAAAUGGCAGUGUCUACGAUGGUCUCUGGGAAAGAGGUAUGAAGUGGGGUUAGGGCAGAAUGACAUAUGCCAGCUAAAACUACUACGAGGGAGAUUGGAAAAACAAUAAGAGAAACGGAGAAGGAACCAUGCACUGGCUGACCAGCAAUGAAAAAUAUACUGGAAACUGGGAAGAAAACUAUCAAAGUGGGUUUGGUACUCAUAUCUGGCUUGAAGGAAGUGGCGACAACAAACUGCUUAGAAAUAGAUAUGUGGGUUACUGGAAACUUGGCCUAAGAAACGGACAAGGUACCUUCUAUUACUCAAAUGGAAGUAAGUACGAAGGAGAAUGGAAAGACAACCUCAAGAAUGGAUACGGAGUAUUCACCUUUGAGGACGGUACGUCUUAUUCAGGGCCAUUUGAAAACGACAGAAUGGUAAAUAGAACACUUCAAGGUGUGACUGCAAUUCAAUCUCAGUAAUAGCCAACUGAUGAAGGAAGAAGCGUUGCUGAAGAAAAGAAGUCAAGUGAAAAGUCUGCUACAACUAAGCCAACCUAGCAAACUAAGCCAGCUUCAGGCACAAGUCCAGAGAAGAAGGCAUUGAACGCGACAGCUAAAGAUACUAAGCCAGGCAACACCACCUCAAUGGGAUAGACAGUUGGUUCUCUAGCCAAUCAAACCUAAAACACUAAGUUCUUAGCUGCAAACAGAUCAAAGAAAGACGUCGAGCAGAAUCCAUUCAAGACUCUGAUUGACAUCACUGACUUGAUAGAAUUCGAGCAAAACCCUACUGAAGUUGAGAAAGAAGUUCAGAACAUUCUACUAAGAAACAAUAGUGACAUGAAAGCAUGGUACAAGUACUAUGCCAGGAAGGUUGAGUCUCAAAAGUCUGAGGAGAGUUUUGCCCUUACGCUAAGACAGAUUUGGAGGUUCCUCAGAGAUUGCUAGAUCAUUGGCCCUGAUGCUACUAUUGCAUCAUUUGACAGAGUUUACUUCCAAGGAAAGAAGAAUCACUUUACCCUGCUAGGCCAAAAGGAUAAACAUAAGUUCAACUACAUGUAGCCAGCAAAGGGAGAGGAUCUUUUGAAAGGAGAAGACCUUGGAGCCAACGAGAUUAGCCACAGAGGAGAUACCAAGAAAAGAGAUAAGAAUCUUGAGAUCGACGAUAGUGUGAUUAAGAAGCCAGAAGAUGAGUCUGAGGAUGACGAGGAAGAAGAAGAGGAUGCUGAGUCACUCAAGAAGAUGUUCAAUGUCGAGGCUGAGGAUCUUCACUAGUCUACUAAGGUUGUUUUGCAAAGACAGUUCUUUGAGGCUAUAGUCAGAGCUGCUUCAGUCAAGUACUCUAAUAAAGCUGAGUAUCCCACUCUAGCCGAUAAGUUAGAGAAUUUGUUCAAGACUAAGCUUGCUCCAAACUCAACUAAAAACAAAGCCAAGUCACUUGAGGAGGAGAAAUAAUUCAAAAUCGCUGAGAAGGUAUUUGAAGAGUAUGAGUCACAACUUAAGCAAGUGUUUUCAUUCUUUUCUAAGAGAGGCAAAUCCUCGUCUUUCGGAGUUGAGGAUAUUACCCUGGAGGUAGAUGACCUAAUCAACAUGUUUAAGAAGACUGAACUUCUUGGAAGCGGAAACUCGACUGAUUCCAAACCUAGACCAUUGCAACUAAGCGACUUAAUCUCAUCUGUUGAGAAGUACUAUGGUCCUGAUUCAAGACUUGAAGCUAAACUUACAAAUGAGCAGUUCCAAUCAUUCAUGAAAAACCUUCACGCUCACCAAGCUAAGGAACAGUAAAAGCUUGCUGCAUCUAAGUCAAAGGAUGGUAGUCACCAUGAAGCAUCUAAUGGGAAUAUCAGUUCACAUCACGAUGAUGAGGAUGAAGAAACUAAGAAGAGGAGAGAAGAAGAUGAACUUAGAUAAUCUCAUGAGAAAUGGAGAAAGCAGAUUAUCUCCCAGCAUCUAGUCUUUGUAAGAGGAGUUGAAAUCGUCUUCUUUGAGUUCAAGGAAAUCUUACUAGACCUUGCUCUCAGAUUGAGAGACUUCAUCGACCCUAAGACUGGAAAGAUCAAGGUUGUCUUAACCAAGUUCAUUGAAGAUAUUAUCUUGAAGAACUUAAAUCCUUACAUUAAGUUCAAUAUUCAGCCAGGCAAAGGAGGCAGUGGGGCUGCAAGAGUCUGGCCAGAGAGCUAAAAAGACAAAGAGAUCAAAGUGAAGUUGGAAGAAAAGAGAAGAAAGGAAGAAGAGGAGAGAAGAAAGGUUGAGGAAAAGCAGAGACAGGAAAGAGAAUUGCAGAGAAUGGGUGAGGAAGAUACUCCUGCACUUGACUGGAAGCAAGUUGAAGAACUUAGAAGAAAGAUGAUUGAGGAAGAAGAGGCUCGCAGAAGAGCUGCCGAGGCUGAGGAAGAAGAUGAAGAGGAGGACGAAGAUGAAGAUGAUGAUGAAAACAAGCACGAUGAUGAUGAUGAUUAUUGA
This is a messenger RNA of Stylonychia lemnae, 2871 nucleotides long. The record is from the annotation of a GenBank genome assembly. Lineage: Eukaryota; Ciliophora; Spirotrichea; Sporadotrichida; Oxytrichidae.